Molecule: messenger RNA, 255 nt
Organism: Spodoptera exigua (beet armyworm)
Lineage: Eukaryota; Metazoa; Arthropoda; Insecta; Lepidoptera; Noctuidae
Source: the annotation of a GenBank genome assembly
AUGGCUAUGAUACUCAAUACGUUGUCCUCGUCUGCAAAGAUAGACCGAUGGUUCUCUCUCCUUCCCGCCAACACACCUGCCCUGUCGCGGCCUGAGAGCGGCUUCAUCUCCGGUGUCGAAGACGGGGCUGACGCAGCCACCCUCGCCGAAGCCAAGAAUCUGCUCCAGCAAUUGGGUGCUAAGAAGAAACGACGGCUCAUCCCUUUACGCUUCACUAGAAGAAAGAUCUUAGUCAAUAAGCACACGUUGCUAUAA